Molecule: messenger RNA, 510 nt
Organism: Penicillium samsonianum
Lineage: Eukaryota; Fungi; Ascomycota; Eurotiomycetes; Eurotiales; Aspergillaceae
Exons: 1
Coding region: 1-510 (169 amino acids)
Biological process (GO): transmembrane transport
Cellular component (GO): membrane
Molecular function (GO): ATPase-coupled transmembrane transporter activity; ATP hydrolysis activity; ATP binding
Source: RefSeq, a predicted model, not a curated record
AUGGACAUCAAGCCCGGUGAGAAAAUAGGAGUAUGUGGACGAACGGGUAGUGGGAAAAGUUCUUUAGUCAUGACUCUCCUGCGCUUACUUGAGGUUUCAUUGGAAUGUUUUAUCCUCAUUGACGGCGUGGAUAUAACCAAGGUUCCAAGACAGACUGUUCGAGCUGGAAUCAACGCCAUCCCACAGGACGCCUUUGUUAUGAACGGAUCAAUUCGCCUUAUUGCCUCCCCUUUGCAGAAGCAUAGUGAUGCAGAGAUCGUUGAUGCACUUUCCAAAUUCCGCCUGUGGUCGCUCAUCGAGUCCAAAGGAGAACUCCAUGUCGAUCUGGACGCGGAGAUCUUUGUCCCUGGACAGAAACACCUUUUCUGUCUUGCUCCGGCUCUUCUCCGAAAGGUUAAGAUUGUUGUGAUGGAUGAAGUGUCUAGCGAUGUUGCUCUUGCCAUCGAUAAAGUGAUCCAACAAAUCAUUCGCCAGGAGUUUGAAGGAGCCACGAUUAUUUCGUUUGGAUAG